GUGAAUGUGCGGUAUAUAGUAGAAACGAAAAACGGACAAGACCGAUUUCGUACAAGACCGGAUCGACAGCAUAAUCGAACACGUGAACCAUCGACCGAUUUUUCUUCGAGGAACAAGAACAUCGACGACCGAGUGAUCAAAUAUUUUCCCUGGCGAACCAGUGAUAACGCGUUGGGUGGUGAAAAUCACGGAACGACCGGUUGGAUCUUGUUACAACUGACGUGCCAACGUUACCUCACGACACGAGAUUAUCGAGGACUAUCGAGGACCUUCUUCCGUGUCAACGAAUUACUAGUUGAAUACCUGGAGGAAGGAAUAGCAUUAUAAUCGGAAAGGAUUUGGAUUCGACGAUAAAGAGGUUUAAGGGAAUGACGGGAAGGUCCAGCACGAAACGGACGGGCCUGUGUCUGUUGGCACUGUUAUUGUCCUGCCUCUCUAGCGACGUCUUCGUCGUUGGAGAGCCGGAGCCGCUUCCUUCCGAGUUACUCUAUAAUAAAAACUUUCUCAACGCUGAAAAUCUCAUACUGCUGAAUAAACUGAAGCAAGUGAUCGAGGAAAAGGAGGAUAUGGCGGAGCGAGAAAAGUCACUGGAUAACAUGCAAAUGAUGAUUCAGUCGGUUCUGGAAUCCAGAGCAAAGAUACAAACGGGAGUUCAACCGGAUGAUUAUUCAGGCGAGGAAUUACCGACACCAAACGCUGUGGUCAGCCAGAUGCAACGUUCCGGCAAGCGUACAGCAGCGAUUAGCUAUGUAACCUUGUGCCACAUCAAGAUCUGCAACAUGGGACGCAAGCGACAGUUGCACAAAUAAGCGACGAACGACUAGUUUGCGAACAACGGCCACGUCGAGAAUGGUCGAGCCUCUUGCGCGGCGCACCCUCUGCCUCGAAAGCGAUGCGAAACGGCCGUGCAGACGAGAAGAAAUCGGAAACGGUGGCCACGAUCGGAUCUUCGGUAAAGCCGGUGAUCCAUCGAAUCGGUUGCCAGAGUAUCCCAAGUAGCCAAUUCGACCGAUUCGCCGUAAAACGAUCGUGGCUCUAGCUCCAAUCUCUAACUCUACGACUACGAUCUCCAACUCUAACGAAACGUACCGAUGCUUCAGAAUCGCUUACACGACUAUUCGCAUUCGACGUCGAUUAUCAACCCGAAGCACGCUGAGGGAAAGAAGAGUCGAGGAAGGAUGCAGGUUUACCAGGCGUUUACGAGGUGUUGAUCAAGAAAUGCAAAAAGUUCCCAUUGUUCGGUCGUGUGCCCCUUAGCUCAACCAAGCAAUUCCGAAUCUGAAAGUUUUUCAAAUAAAUCAAUGUAUUCGACAACUGCGACUGGUCUUAUAGGACAAGGCUGAAGAAUUACCUCGCUGUUCGAUCUAUGUUCCUCGUUGGAGAAGAAGGGGUGAGAGGGUUCGCUCCGACUGGCUCGGGCGAGUCUCGAUCACUGGAAGAGCAUGGAGGAUACAGCGAACGACAGCAAACCACGAUCGAAUGCACGCGUUUCGCUCGUAGUAUUCAGCAGUAUAAUUUAAUCCGAUCGAGGACACUGCAUUCGCGGUUGGAACUUUUGUCCCGUUUAAUUGGACAACAACUCGGAUUACCCCGAUAAAGUCUCCUCGAUGAUCGAUCGAUCUUCCGAUUAGCACUCCGGACUACUCACGUAUCUCUCCGAAAAAGGAACAGUAGUCUGUAAAAAUUCCAAACGAUCGGCAAACGGACAAACAUAGCUACGCAGAUAGACAAGAGAGAAUGAAAUGGAAGGAGUUUUUGGAGAGUGGAGUGUCCUCGACGAGCCAUCGAUGAAAAGUCGAAAUGGCGAAUAGGUAUUUAUUCGUUAGCUUUAAGUGAGAAGGGUGCAAGGGCCGAGGCUCCAAUAUUCUCGAAACUGUCUUUAAAGGAAGCAACGAAAGAAAGGAAAUUAACGAAAUUAAUGAAAAAGAAAAGAAAAAUUAUUAUCGCAGCGCAUAAACCCAUAGAAAAUGGCCCCUCUAGUUAGCGAACAAUUUAUUACCGUACGUGUUUCUUUAUGUAAGUACAAGUUAGAACGUACUCUCGCUGAAAUAGAAUGUACGCGUUGCUAUUCACUGAUCAUGACUUACCAAUAUUAUCCUAAUCGCACGUCUCGUGGUGCAUUAAACUGCUGCGUCCUUCCUAUCCUAGAACCGUUAGAUGUUAUGAAAUUUCUUAGUAAAAAGCAACAAGAGGAAAAUACACGAGGAGAGACAGAAGAUAUUUAUGAUAACGAACUCAGGAAAAUAAGAGAGACAGAAAAAGAGAGGCCGUCUGCACCCUUCGUUAAAUUAUUUAUAAUCGUUUCGUAAAAAGAAACGCGUCAUGUUUUUACGUAGUACUUUUAUGCGCCCCUUUUUUAUUUAUUUAACCCCAGUAAAUUCGUUACUUUUUUAGUAGCUUUAAUCCUGCAAACGCAUCGUCGUUUACUCCAAAAUGUUCUGUACGUGACUAGACUGCUAUCCAUCGUUUUCUACGAAUUUUAUUUCUAUUGUUUAUAAUUUAAAUAUACUCUACGUGCACGUAUAUCAAAACUGUCGUAGAUCAUUUACUUGCAAAAUUGAACUCCUCUUACACGAAUGCGCCGUUAUAAUUUUAAACUCCAAACUAAAUUCAAUUUAACGAUAUUUUUGUCGUAUAUUACGUCAGGCUUAACAAAUAUGUGAAAAACGUGGUAAGGUUAUGAUAUUACAUCUCUAUGAUGGCCGAUAGCAAUGUAAUACAACGAUAGCAACAAUAAUAUCGUGCGACCAUGCGAGCUCGUAUGCAACAGUAAAUCCAUUGCUUCCGUUGUAUCGAAGUAACCGGGGCUUGUAAAUGCUUAGAAGUAAACGUCAUGGGCACAAGUAUUUCUUGAUUCGAGAAUAGCGAUAUAGUGGGCGGCUCUCUUUUCUGGCUAUCCAUCGAAUCGUCGAAGUUACAAAGGUAUCUAAGCAUGUACGAUUAUGUUGACUGUGUUACGUCAAGCCGAAUUGUUAAUCUCUCAUGGUAGAAGGUAUUGAACUAGAUGCGCAUGGCGCCGUGCAAAGUAUUAUACACGUGCUUGGUCACGUGAGAUAACAAACGUAAUUACCACAUACAGAUAAAAAUUGCGUAACAUUAUAAGCGCACAUCGCGAGACUUGAUAAUUCACUUACGCGAUUACGAUGUUGUAUUUAUAAAUCAAUAGUAGGAAAACAAUAAUGCAAAUUGAAUCAACAUAACCUUAAAACGCCGUUUGAACUUCUACGAUUAAUUUAUAAAUUGAACUCUUACCAGCAGUUGCAGCUUUUCAAGGAACUUCUGUUUAUUGUAUUCACUCACGACACGAUCAGUUAAUAAAUAAUAUUAAAACCACAAUCAACACAACCAUCCUAGACACACUGCACUUACUGCGUCAUUUUUACCG
Eufriesea mexicana is the source of this 3385-nucleotide messenger RNA. RefSeq lists its product as uncharacterized. The coding region runs from base 369 to 809 and encodes 146 amino acids. Lineage: Eukaryota; Metazoa; Arthropoda; Insecta; Hymenoptera; Apidae. The record is from RefSeq and is a predicted model, not a curated record. The transcript is spliced from 4 exons.